CCAUUUCAUCUUAUUUAUUUAUUGUCACGUUUCACAGUGCUUUUAUUUGUGUAAUCAGUUGUGUUUUGCACAGUUCCACGCUGUCCCUUAUACAGUUUGCGUGCCAAUUUGUUUUGGGCGCUCCUAAUACGUGUAAUACGGUAUGUCGCUCAGCUAAACCGACGUAGUUUCGGCUUCCGUAUCCAUUACAACCAAUCGAAGGCGCGCUUCUUCAGCCGGCGGUCGGCGAUGUCUUCCGUGAGACAGCGGCAGGUCGAUGUAAACAAACGGCUCCAAGAAUUCGCGUGUCCUUCAUUUGCGAGCUAAAAAAGAUAACAAAUGCAAUAAAACAGUCUCGAUACAGAGAAACCCAAGAAAAAGAAACGGCAGCUCCCGCUGAUGGGACGACUGCACCCCCGUCACACGAAUACCUUAUCCAAGGCAGGAGUUUGACGGAAGUCGUCUCUGUUUUCUCGCCGUGUUUUUUUUUUACUUUAAAUUGUUUAUUUUUUCUUUUUAAAUCCCCCCGGUUAAUAUGCUACAAUGUUCAAGAAUGUGUUCGCUUCCGGCUUCCUGGUGCGCACGGCGCAUACGGUGCUCACCUGGUCAGUCGCCCUGGUUCUCUUCUUGCACGACACAGAUUUGCGGAAACAGGAAGAGAACGGCGAGCUGCUGCAGCCUGUGCUCUUCGUCCUGCUGGUGCUCGCCUCUGUCCUGCUGUAUUUUGCGGUGUCCUUGAUGGAUCCUGGGUUCAUCCUCUCCGAUAACGAAAUGAAGUUGAACUACCUGAAGAAAAAAAAAACAAACCACAAACUCCCUUCCAUAUCACUUUCUUUCCAGUUUACAUAUGGGUUGAGUGAAGAGCAGCAGGAAAUGAUCCCUCAGACGUCGAAGGCGCUAAAACAGCGACGCUGUGGCUACUGCCUAUUGCAGCAGCCAAUGAGAGCCAAGCACUGCCAGACCUGCAAGCGCUGCGUGCGACGUUAUGACCACCACUGUCCCUGGAUAGAGAACUGCGUGGGGGAGCGGAACCACCGGUGGUUCAUUCUCUACCUGUGGGUCCAACUGGGCGCCCUGCUUUGGGGUUUUCACUUUGCCUGGUCUGGAUUCGGCUACGCUCCGACCUGGAAGAGCUGGCUGCAACAGAAUGGCUUCCUGUUGGCAGCUUUCGGCCUAGUGGCCGUGUUCUCUGUAGUGGUGAUUCUCCUGUUGGGCUGCCAUCUCUACCUGGUCUCCUGCAACACCACCACCUGGGAGUUCAUGUCCCGCCACCGCAUUUCCUACCUGAAGCACUGUGGGACCGACGAGAACCCAUUUGACCAAGGAACCUUUCGCAACCUGUGGAGCUUCUUCUGUGUUUGCCAUACGGUUGUUUGGGAGAAGGUCUACUUCCGAGAGGGCAGUGACCCAGUUUAGGUUAACUUUCAUCUUCUCUAUCACACUUUCCAACCACUACGUAGACUAAGAACUAUUUUUGGGUUGUGUGAGAGCAGACCCUCGGCCUAUUACCCUACUGUAUUAGUUUAUUAACAAAAGUUUAGUGACUUUUCUGAUUUUUUUCCACUCACAUGACUAAAAUCCUGUCAUCCAGAUGCAUGUGGGCAGCAGUAUGAACAACCAGAAUAAGUCGGAAGUAUUAACUACGAUAUAGAAACAAAGUGUUAAAUGGCAACUUCCAUAGGAGUAGUGUGUGGCACUCUGUAACGGACAGAGUCAUCCUGUAAUGUGCGAUAUCUGUGCUGUGUGUGGGUGUUUGUGUAAAGCUGCCAUCAUCCUCGUAAUCCAGAACCAAUUGUGGCCCCUUGUGUUGAACCAUUUUAGUCACCUCAGGUGGGGCAGGCUGACCCCAACUGUCAAGUCACUUUACACAGACACAAGUGACAGAAGCGCAUCCCAAGUUCACGUUCUGUUUAACCGAAAACAAGCACUGAGCCGCAGCAAUAAUUGAAGCCGUUUUGCCAGUGGGUUCUCGGCUUUUAUUUAUUAACAAUCACGCCUCGGGGACUGUAUUUCUGUUGAAAAUGACAUUAGGUUAUGAUAAUAGUCACUGGAGGAAAAUACCGUAGAACUGGCAUUCUACUUGUGAACAAGGCGACUGUUUACUCUAUGCAUUUUAUAUGAAGACAAUACUUUUUACAAAUCCUUUGUGAGAUUAGAAUAUGUCGGUUUGUGAUCUUAAAAAUUUGUAAUAUUUUAAAAAAUAAACCUUGUCCAAUCGUG
This is a messenger RNA of Polypterus senegalus (gray bichir), 2199 nucleotides long. RefSeq names its product palmitoyltransferase ZDHHC12-B-like. Lineage: Eukaryota; Metazoa; Chordata; Cladistia; Polypteriformes; Polypteridae. Bases 523 to 1395 code for a protein of 290 amino acids. Gene Ontology annotation, cellular component: endoplasmic reticulum; Golgi apparatus. The transcript is spliced from 5 exons. Gene Ontology annotation, molecular function: protein-cysteine S-palmitoyltransferase activity. Gene Ontology annotation, biological process: protein targeting to membrane; peptidyl-L-cysteine S-palmitoylation. The record is from RefSeq and is a predicted model, not a curated record.